This is a messenger RNA of Daktulosphaira vitifoliae (grape phylloxera), 2550 nucleotides long. RefSeq lists its product as uncharacterized. The record is from RefSeq and is a predicted model, not a curated record. Lineage: Eukaryota; Metazoa; Arthropoda; Insecta; Hemiptera; Phylloxeridae. The transcript has 5 exons. Bases 176 to 1081 code for a protein of 301 amino acids.
UUAUCAUACAAAAUUAAUGGUUUAACAGUUGAACCACUUAAUUGUUUUUAAAAUUUUCAAACUGAUAGUAGCCAUCAGUUUAAAUAAUUUUGAAUUUUCCUUAAAAUAAUUUUUAUAUAAUAAUUAAAUUUGGUGCUUUAAAUUAUUAGUACGAUCUAAUAUUCACUAAUAAAAAAUGCAGAGCAGGGUAAAAUUACCAGAUUAUUAUUCAGAGAAAGGAGCUAUCGGUAAUAAGAAUCAUAUUAGUGUUAAGAAAAACUCGAGAAAUUCCAAGCAAAAAUAUUCCAAAACUAAUCAUUUUCAAAAUUGCAGUGAACCCAUUACUCAAUUCUCACCUUUUCAAUGGAACCAAUCCAAUCAGCGGUUAUAUCCAACAAUGUCUGAUUCUGCAGUAUGUGGAUAUCCUAUCCCUAUGAAUAUACCUAUUGAUCCUAGAUAUCAUACAAUAUAUCCUAUGUAUCAACCUUAUGUACCUAUAGGGUAUGGAAGAGAUUAUAUAGAACAAGAUUCAUUAGCAAAAUCAAAAGAUCAAUUCACUAGUUUGCCACCUAUUAAUGUUAUAGAUAAUGAUUCUGAAAUGAAACGCACACGUAGUGAUCCUGGUUUGAAUAAUUCAGAUGAUAAAUUUGAACUGGUGAGCAGUGGAUCUGAUGUAGAAUCCAUUGAAACAUGUUUUCCUAGUGAAAUAGCAGAAUUAAAACAAGAAAAUUACAGACUUUCAAAUGAACUAGAGUUUUUAAAAAUUGAGUUGCGUAACUUGAAAUUAGAGAUUUCAAAUAAAAAUAAUCAGAAUUGUGCAUGUAAUGAUGCAGGUUCUCUAACAAACAUUAUUCAAGAAAUAAGAACUGCCCACAUUUUAAUGGAAAAAACACUUGAAUCUAAGUUAAAUCAACUUUGUACUAGUUUCAAUGAAAAUUUAUUAGACAGAACUCAAGUAUCAUCUAUUCGUGAAAAAAUGAAUAAAUUUGAAAACAGUUAUAUUUUAACCAAUACUAUUUUUCAAGAAGAUUCGCAACUUGAAACAAACAAACUACAAAAACAAAUUGAUAAUUUACAAUCCCAAGAAACUCCCCAACUUUAAUUUGCCUCUGAAAUAAAAUCACCAAAGUAGUAAAUAUUUUUUAAUUUAUAAAAAUUGUAGAGUUAACAUUUUAUUUCAUUGGUUCUUCAGUAAAUUUUAUUAAUAUAUCAUUCUUGAUAAAAAGAAAAUGAAAAAGGGUUAUCCUAUUCUUAAUUGAUUUAUUCACCUAGUUACUUACAUUAGAUUCAUAAAAUGUUCAUGUUAUAAUGUUUUAUUUCACUAGUAAAACUAUUUUAAAUGAUUCAUUUUCCCUCUAAUUAUUUUAACAAUCAAUUGUUUACUUAUGUCUAUAGUUUUGUAAUCAUUGGUAAAUGUUAUUCAUUAAUUUGAUAAAAAUUAUGGAAUAUCUUCAUUAUAUUGUGACUCGCAAACAUUCGAUUAAUUUAAAACCUAUUUUUGUCUUAACUAUAACUUUUUAAAUGUCUUAUAUAUUAAUAUUAAAAUUAAUUUAGCCUACUAUUUUAUGAUUAUUUUAAAUGUAAAUAGAUAAAUAAAUUAUUUUAUUUUUUUAGAUAAAAUGUUUUAUAAAUGUAAAAAUUUAAAUUUCUGUUAUAUAGAUGUAAUUAAUUAAUCAAAUGAAUUAUUACUGCAUAAAUUAUAUUAUAUUAUGUUACAUUUUUUAGUAAACUUUUAGAGCAAAUAUUCUAUUUUACUGACUUUUGUAUAAUGCUGAAAUUAUAUUUUCUGAUAUUUUUGUACAUUGAUUCUUACUUCUCUAUAUUAUAUUUAUUUUUGAUAUUGAAUAUAUUGUUAGAUAAAAUUAAUACAGCUGAAACAUUUAAAAUAAUUUAAAUUAAAUUAUUGUGAAUCCUUUACUCUAUUUUCUUAAUUUAUAAUUUAAAAUACUUGACGUUAGUAAUUAUACCUUAGUUUUUUUUAGUGCAUUUCUUCUACCUUUCAACUUAUUGUGGCUUAUUGUUAUUUCUCCUGGUCACAAAUUUAAUUUAAUUUAUUUAUUUAUAUUUUAGUUUUUAUGUUAAAAUUUCAAAAAUUUCUAUGAGGUCUAUAUGGUUUUGGGAAAAAAUCUUUUUCACUUACAUAAUAAGUACUUAUAAAAUUAUUUUUGGUAAGUAAAAUUUGUAAAACUGAUUUUUGUUCUUUUAUACUUUCAUAAUAUAAAUUUAAUUCUUUAAAUUUUCCAAAAGUAUAUAGUCACGUUUAGGCUCGUAUAAUUAUUAUGAAUAUUUGGGUUAACGUCUCAUUUUUGUGCAUAUAUAUAUUCUGACUAUAAACUCGUAGAAAAUUAUUUUUUUAGUUAAUUUGUCUCUUUUAUUCAUAUUUAAUAUAUUUUAUAGUUGUCACUUAUGAACUUGGAUUAGAUUAUUAAUUAUUUUUUUGUUUUGAUAUUAUGUUAGUUAUUUUUAUAUAUUAUAUUUAAUUAAGUAUACAGAUACUUUCUGUCAACUUCUUUUAAAUACGUUUAUAAUACAAAAUGUGUUGAUAUAUUUAAUAAAGUUUAUUGUUAUAUA